CCCACGUAACACGUGUCGGAAUGUUGUUUCUGUCUGCUUCCAAAACACACGGUUGCUAUAGCGGGUUAAGAUACAGGACAACACACACGGCUUCAGACCUUCAACAGAGAGUGAAUACUGACUCGUGCGAAGAUGAAACGAACAUGAUCAGUACCAAUGGCCCCUCCACCAAGUGCGCGGAGACCCGGGACACCGGGAAGAGAGAGAGGACGCCGCCAGAAAUGCUUCACCUCAUGUUCGCGGUCUCCGUGUGGCUGGUGACGGGCUCCACCAUAUCCAGCCUCAACAAAUGGAUAUUCACCGUGUACAAUUUCAGAUACCCGCUGCUUCUGUCAGCCCUCCACAUGCUGACGGCGAUAGUGGUGGACUACGGGCUGAUCAAAUGCAGGGUUAUCCGGCACAGGGGCAUCGGCGAGCAGGAUUUAACCGCCAACGCCAAAUUCAAAGUGUUCCUGUUGAGUUUGACAUUCUGUGCCAGUAUCGCGUUUGGAAACGUGGGACUGAAUUAUGUGCAGCUUUCGUUCGCACAGAUGAUCUACACAACAACGCCGCUGUUUACUCUGGCGAUUUCCACGCUGAUUCUCGGAAAGCAGCACCACAUCCUGAAGUACACCGCGAUGAUGCCCAUCUGUCUCGGGGCGUCGUUCAGCAUCAUGGGCGAGGUCCAGUUCGACCAGAUCGGCUGCCUGUUUGUGUUCGCCGCCACCAUGUUAAGAGGCGUAAAAACCAUUCAACAAAGCAUCUUGCUUCAGGAGGAGAAGAUCAACUCUAUCUUCCUACUGUAUCUGAUGUCCAUCCCCAGCUUCUGCAUCCUGGCCAUAGCCGCUCUGGUUCUGGAGAACUGGGCAGCGAUGCAGUCCCCUCUCCAGUAUGACCGUCACCUCUGGGGUUUCAUCUUGCUCAGCUGUCUGGGUUCAGUGCUCUACAACCUGGCCAGCUGCUGUGUCAUCACCCUGACCUCCGCUGUCACGCUGCACAUCCUGGGAAACCUGAACGUGGUGGGGAACCUGCUGCUCUCCCAGCUGCUGUUUGGCCACCAGCUGACGGCUCUUAGCUGUGCUGGAGCGGCCCUCACCCUCUCGGGCAUGAUCAUCUACCAGAACUCGGAGAUCAUCGUAGCUUUCUUCGACGCACGGAAGGCCAGGACACCAACCAGUGACAGUGGAGAGGAGAAUGACUCAACCGCAGAAGCGGCUCAAGAACCCAACGAGAGGACAGAGGAUCACGAGAAAACAGACUGAAGAGACGCGACAACGGCUGUGUUCCAAAACCUAGUGAGUUGCAGUGCUGUCUGUAGUCAAACUCUGGACUUUUUUUGUGCAGAGCACAAAAGGAGUACAAUGAAAGUGAAAGGUGACCACAGAUUUCUCUGGUUCCCAACCACUUUCAUUAGAUGGA
Molecule: messenger RNA, 1398 nt
Organism: Rhinichthys klamathensis goyatoka
Lineage: Eukaryota; Metazoa; Chordata; Actinopteri; Cypriniformes; Leuciscidae
Gene: slc35e4
Product: solute carrier family 35 member E4
Exons: 3
Coding region: 21-1241 (406 amino acids)
Cellular component (GO): Golgi apparatus
Molecular function (GO): antiporter activity
Source: RefSeq, a predicted model, not a curated record